UCGGUGGAGGAGGAGGAGAACGCCAGCGCCCAUCACCACCAACCGUGUCUGCCGUCUUGUUUUGUAGAUUCCCAACUUCUUCUAGAGCCUGGGGAUCGGUCACACUGGUGCGUGGUGGCAUACUGGGAGGAGAAGACGAGAGUGGGGAGGCUCUACUGUGUCCAGGAGCCCUCCCUGGAUAUCUUCUAUGAUCUACCUCAGGGGAAUGGCUUUUGCCUCGGACAGCUCAGUUCGGACAACAAGAGUCAGCUGGUGCAGAAGGUGCGGAGCAAAAUCGGCUGUGGCAUCCAGCUCACGCGGGAGGUGGACGGCGUGUGGGUGUACAACCGCAGCACGUACCCCAUCUUCAUCAAGUCGGCCACACUGGACAACCCGGACUCCAGGACGCUGCUGGUGCACAAAGUGUUCCCCGGCUUCUCCAUCAAGGCGUUUGACUACGAGAAAGCGUACAGCCUGCGGCGGCCCAACGACCACGAGUUCAUGCAGCAGCCGUGGACGGGCUUCACCGUGCAGAUCAGCUUCGUGAAGGGCUGGGGUCAGUGCUACACCCGCCAGUUCAUCAGCAGCUGCCCGUGCUGGCUGGAGGUCAUCUUCAACAGCCGGUAGCCCCGCGGGGGGACGAUGGGGCGGGAGCCGAGCCGGCCCAGCCCAAACUACUUUGCUGCUACUACGUUUCCUCCCGAGUGCUUGCUUUUCAUGCAGACUCCUUGGUCGUCGUGCGUUGUUGUUGUUGUUUUUCUCCCCGCCCCCCUUCUUGUUGUUCUUGUUUAUGUUCUGUUUUGUUCUUUGAGAAAUAGCUUAUGAAAAGAAUUGUCGGGGGGUUUUUUUUGGGGGGGGGUGGUGGUGGCGGGGUAUGGCUGGCAGAAGACCCCAGUAGGAAAAGCGGAAGCAAGAAUCCGUACCACCAAACAUACAAGGAUGGGGAGCAGGCCGUCACCUUGGGGUCCUCGAUUCCCUUGUCAGGGCGGAUGUGAGGGCGAGUGCGCGUGUGUUUCUUACGGGGCUGUCUCUGCGGGGAGGUCGGUGCUCCAGGCGCUGUCUCUCCUGCCCUUUGGACAUGCUCAGCGGGCAGAGGCAGUACCUGGGCAAGCUGGCAAGCCGGUAGCUGGGGUUCCAGCAGCUGCCAGAAGCCGGGCUCUGUCCCGCUCCCCCCACCCCGCUUCUCCCCGCCCCUUCUAGGACAGGGGCCUGUCUGCAGGCUUCUUAGAAGCAACGCUGCAAAGAGGCUGAACCAGAACCAGCUGUUCCAUGCUUGUCUUCCUCCCCGUCCAGCCACCCUGCUGUCCUUGUCGCGUCUUUCUUUUUUGGCCAUCUGCUCCUGGAUAUCUCUGAGAUGGGCUUCCCGAGGGCUGCCCGGCCUCCCCGGGGCAGUAUUGCCCACCCAGGGCCCCUCCCAAG
Messenger RNA from Leptonychotes weddellii (Weddell seal), 1398 nucleotides. The record is from RefSeq and is a predicted model, not a curated record. Lineage: Eukaryota; Metazoa; Chordata; Mammalia; Carnivora; Phocidae.